This is a messenger RNA of Bactrocera neohumeralis, 2086 nucleotides long. RefSeq lists its product as uncharacterized. The record is from RefSeq and is a predicted model, not a curated record. Bases 119 to 577 code for a protein of 152 amino acids. The transcript has 4 exons. Lineage: Eukaryota; Metazoa; Arthropoda; Insecta; Diptera; Tephritidae.
GUCAAAUCUAUUUGUCAUUAUUUAGUCAAUUGUGUUUAUUAUAUAUUUGUUGUGAUUGUUUUAAAAUUAUUUAAACUCUGCAUCAUCUUAAAGAAAUCCUGCACCACAUUUAGUGAAAAUGGAAACAUGGAAGUUUUGCAUUAUUACCGUUGUAGCCAUUUAUUAUAUUGGACAAGUAAACUUCGUCAACGGUUUGGAGUGUUAUGUCUGUUCCAAUCAGACAGGUAACACAGAGAAAUGUCUAAAUACGAUAAAAACAUGUGAACCAGGUGAGGAUGCUUGCGGUACUGAAAUCCGUUGGGGUAGCCAACCGUACUUCUCUCAGGGUGCACUAAAGCAAUACUAUGUUUCCAAACGGUGUAUGACAAAGCAACAAUGCCAACAGCGACGUAAACGAUAUAUGCAAUACUGCACACAUAUUUGGUAUGAGGACUGGUGGUGCUAUGAGUGUUGUGUUGGUGAUCGUUGUAAUUAUUUUGUGAUUAGUGGGUCAACAAAACAAAAAAUAACUGCCAGCAUUUUAUUCGGCGGCUUAUUGUUAACUGCUCUCCACAGCCCGUAUUCACUGUUCCAAUAAAGAAUCUGUUGAAGAUAGACUAAGAACACCCAAGUGCCUCAAAGUUUUACUUCUGCAAAGUAAAAAUUCGUAAUAAACGCAAAUUAAAUAAGCAUACAACACCAUUAGAAAGAAAGUACAUGAAUACUUUUAUUUAACUUAAAUCCAUACAAAAAAUCUCAUCAUUAUUGUGUUCGAAUAUUAUCCGUCCAAGUUUUACACUAAGCAUAAUGUUAUAAUUGGUUAUUAUAUUACGAUAUUGCUUUGGAAAGGCAACACCACAUUAACUCUUUUUAUAAUUUUUACUUUUUUAACAUUUUAAUGUAUUCAUAUUUAGUCUGUUAGCUGCAGUUUUAAAGCCACAAGCAGUACAUAUUUCAUAAUUUUUUAAAAAUAUUUACACAUAAGUAUAAGGCAAGAUAAAAUUAUGCUUAAAUUUGAGCGUGCACAAUUUUUUACACAUCAAUAAACUCUUGUAAAGUAAUACAUUUGUAUUCAAAAUUAGAAAGAAAAUAAUCAUAAGCUUGUUGUUUUUUACUUCUAUUUGUUAAGUCUAACUUUAAACCGUUGAGUUAUGUAGUAUGCUUUUCCACAAAUUGUAUGAUCUUUCGCAAUCUUCUACCACAGACAACUACCGUUACAAAGUUUUUAUGGCUCCACUAAGCUUUGUAUCUUAUUUGCAUAUCACUCAAUCUGAUUUGUCGUUAGCUAUUAUAACUGGGGCUCGGUUGUCACGUACUGUUGGUUUAUUUUCUCUCACUAGAAUUUUUAUUGCUUUGCUUUCUCUUAGCAAAUAUUUUUCAAAUGACUAGAACAUUACUAAUUCGUACAUUGUAACAACCCUUGGCGGUUUCUACAACAAUUGGCAAGUGUUUGUGAAAAAAUAAGUUUACUGAUGUAUUUAUGUGACGUUUGCAUGUAAAGAAGAAGCAACGCGAUAAUCAGACUGACCGCCAAAUUGUUUACUUUUAAAAUGAGAAAUAAAAAACACAGUAAAUGAAAUUAAAACAAUAUAACAAUGCAAAGAGUAGCACUACAAUCAAUUUUAUAGCUGACUUUCUAAGUAGUUUGUUAGCGUAACGCACAGCAAGCGGUUCUGCUUAUGGAUAAACUGGAGGCGCAGCCAUCAAGUAGCCGGAAGCGACAGGCGAACCUGGUCGGCAUGAAUGUGGACUACCAACUACAUGAAAAUAGUGAAUCGGGCAGCGUUAAGAAACGCAAACCUUUGGCCGUUAGAUGUGUGCACGUGUUGGCGAAUGGGUUCGUAAACGCUGUUUAUGGAUUUCUCAAUUCGCGAUUGCUCAUAUAACAACCGGCAAGUAGCAGCAACCACAGGUGACUAGGUAUCCGCUAAACAACAACAACAACAUCGAUGAAAACAACAAAAAUACAUAGUGCUGCUAUGCGUCGAUGUAUUUACCUGUAUUAUUUGUUUAUGCAAAUAAAUACAUGUGUAGGGAUCAAAUGUAGGUACUUCAUAAAAUUAUGUAGAAAUGUUUAAUAUAAACUAUACUCAUUUUACCACAACGA